Molecule: messenger RNA, 1440 nt
Organism: Lachancea nothofagi CBS 11611
Lineage: Eukaryota; Fungi; Ascomycota; Saccharomycetes; Saccharomycetales; Saccharomycetaceae
Source: the annotation of a GenBank genome assembly
AUGACUGAUAACACCAAGAAACAAGAUGCUGCUGACUUACUGGCUUCUUUGAACAUCGAAGCCAAGAAAGAAGAAGCUAAAACUCAAACCAAAGAAAAUGCCACAACCACACCGGAGCCAGUAAAAGAGACGGAAAAACCCAAAGAAAAUGAUGAUAAGGGUGCGUCUGAAGGCAAAGACUCAAAUUUAGUUAAAUCUGAAUAUGAAGUCAAGGUGAAAUUGGCAGACCUCCAGGGCGACCCGAACUCUCCGCUUUACAGUAUCAAAUCUUUCGAAGAAUUGGGUCUUGCUCCAGAGCUUUUGAAAGGGCUAUAUGCCAUGAAGUUUCAAAAGCCUUCGAAAAUUCAAGAAAGAGCCUUGCCUCUACUUUUGAGCGAACCUCCAAGAAACAUGAUUGCUCAGUCCCAAUCUGGUACCGGUAAGACUGCCGCUUUCUCUCUAACAAUGCUAUCGCGCAUUGAUAUCACGCAACCACAAACACAGGCUAUCUGCUUAGCUCCUGCGAGAGAGUUGGCAAGACAAACCCUUGAGGUGAUCCAGGAAAUGGGUAAGUUCACUAAAGUCACAUCUCAACUUAUCGUUCCAGACUCCUUCGAGAAGAAUAAGCCAAUCACUGCCCAGAUCAUUGUUGGUACUCCAGGAACCGUCCUUGAUCUGAUGCGCAGAAAAGCGCUUCAGUUGGGCCAGGUUAAAGUUUUCGUUUUGGAUGAAGCCGAUAAUAUGCUCGAUAAACAAGGUUUGGGUGACCAAUGUCUGCGCGUGAAGAAGUUUCUGCCCAAAGCCGCCCAGAUGAUUUUGUUCUCUGCUACCUUUGACGACAGUGUGAGAAACUACGCACGUAAAGUGGUACCUGAUGCCAACUCUUUGGAAUUGCAAAGAAACGAGGUAAACGUGGGUGCCAUUAAGCAAUUGUUUAUGGAUUGUACCGACGAAAACAACAAAUAUGAAGUUCUGACAGAGCUUUAUGGCCUACUGACGAUUGGCUCCUCCAUCAUUUUUGUGCAGACUAAACAAACUGCCAACGUACUGUAUGCGAAACUAAAACAAGAGGGUCACCAGGUGUCGAUUUUGCAUGGCGAUUUGCAAAGCUCCGAAAGAGAUAGACUCAUCGACGAUUUCCGCGAGGGCCGUUCCAAAGUUCUCAUCACCACCAAUGUACUUGCUCGUGGUAUUGAUAUUCCUACAGUGUCGAUGGUGGUAAACUACGACCUUCCAACCACUUUUCAAGGAAAGGCAGACCCAUCCACGUAUAUCCACAGAAUCGGCAGAACCGGUAGAUUCGGCCGUACUGGUGUGGCUAUCUCAUUUGUUCAUGACAGAAAGUCGUUUGAAGUUCUAACUGCCAUUCAGAAAUAUUUCGGAGAUAUCGAGAUGACGAGAGUACCCACCGACGAUUGGGACGAGGUUGAAAAGAUUGUCAAGAAAGUGCUAAAGCAGUAA